Neurospora tetraspora is the source of this 3554-nucleotide messenger RNA. RefSeq lists its product as uncharacterized. NCBI's taxonomy places the organism in Eukaryota, Fungi, Ascomycota, Sordariomycetes, Sordariales, Sordariaceae. The coding region runs from base 180 to 3497 and encodes 1105 amino acids. The transcript is spliced from 3 exons. The record is from RefSeq and is a predicted model, not a curated record.
CUCUUAUUCUCAUGGCUUGACUUCGCCUAAAGCUGUCAGCCAUGGUGUUACCUGGCCGUCAAAGAUAUAUAGCUAUAAUGGUCUCCGUCCUUGUUAUUGCUUCCUUUGUGUUCGGUAUCCCUUCUCCUUGAACUUGCUGUCGUGUUGGAGUCCGCAGUAGGACAUAACAGUUGCCCAUCAUGAGGGCUAUUCAAGCAGGGGCCGUUCUAUCCUCCCUUUUACUAUCCUCACUACCACUUACACUUUCCCAACUCGUCGUCCCCAGCAAUCUUCCAGGCGUUUGGGAAUACGAUGGAUGUUAUACCGAGGUCGACCGAACCAUUGGCGCCGCCACCUAUGCCGACAAUGAGGACAUGACUAAUGAGGCUUGUAUCUCCUUUUGUACUGCAAGAGGCUUUCAGUAUGCCGGAACACAGUACUCACAAGAGUGUUAUUGUGGUGAGAGCAUUGCCACGACUGCUCUCAAGCUCGAGGAUUCACAAUGCAACAUGGCUUGCAAAGGAAACGCAACAGAGCCGUGCGGAGGCCCCUCGAAACUAUCCAUCUUUCACAGCUCUGCCGCUGUCGGACCUCAAGCGAACCCUGGUGUCAAUGGCUUUUCCCAUCUUGGUUGCUAUUCGGAGGGAACAACGGGUAGAACCCUUACCUUCGCUGUUAGUACCAUCCCAGGCGCAAACAUGACGGUGGACAAGUGCACAGCCGCCUGUGAUACUUCUGGUUACAAGUACGCGGGUGUGGAAUAUGGCGGCGAAUGCUACUGCGGAAAUAGUAUUUCCAACGGCGGGGCCCCUGCCACCAGCGGAUGCACCACGCUUUGCAACGGCAACAGCACAGAGUUCUGUGGCGGUGGUAAUCGCCUGAAUAUAUACAUUAAAGGAGAGCUCCCGCCAACUUCUACCGUCACCGGCGUCAUUGCCGUCACAUCCUCAGCCGUUGCCGAACCCCAAGGCCCCGCUCAGCCGGCGUCUGUUGGGAAUUACGUCUGGUACGGAUGCCGGACUGAGGCUACUGGCAACCGCGCUUUGAGCGCUGCUACCUCCGCGACGGAUGAGAUGACACUCGAGGCCUGCAGUGCCUUUUGUGCCGCCUACACCUACUUUGGUGUAGAAUAUGCCCGCGAAUGCUACUGUGGCAACAGCUUCAAUGCUGGAUCUGUGGCCGCACCCGGCUCUGACUGCAGUAUGACCUGCGCUGGUAAACCCACAGAGUAUUGCGGCGCUGGAAACCGACUGUCUGUCUAUGCCAAAAAUGGCACCGAACCCCCAAGCACGACAGUCGCUCCUAGUUCCACCGUCUCGUCUUCAAUCCCCCAAGCCACUGGUCUUCCCGCUGGUUGGGCUUAUAAAGGCUGCUGGUCUGAGGGAACCACUGGCCGUCUCCUCAACGUGCAGGCACCAGACAGCCAGACUAAUUCUCAGGUUGUCUGUGCCACUUAUUGCGCCUCAAAGGGAUACACCAUCUCCGGGACCGAAUAUGGCGUUCAGUGCUUCUGCGGAAACUCCCUCUUUAACAACGGGUCGAAGAUUGACGACAGCCAGUGCAGCGUCAACUGUCCAGGAGAUGCAAGCCAAAAGUGCGGCGCAGGUGAUAGACUCACCAUUGUUGCCCGUGGCGAGCCCCAAGUGGACCUCCCUCCAGCUCCGAAAGCGACAGUGGGUGACUGGACCUACAAGGGCUGCUAUGAAGACAAUAUCAACAACCAACGCACCUUCUUCUGGCAAUCACUGUUCCCCAAUGUAGCGACGCCCAAGAUGUGCCUCGAUCGAUGUGCCGAAUACGGAUACAUGGCUGCUGGCAUCGAAUAUGGAGAAGAGUGCUACUGCGGUGAUCCGGCCAACAUUGCGACAUCCGGUGCCACCAAACGCCCUGAAUCAGAGUGCAAUAUUGUCUGCCCCGGUGAGACAUCGUCCAUCUGCGGUGGUGGUAGCCGCCUCACAACCUACUUCUGGACAGGAACACCCUUUUACUCGUGGGACUUCCCCCAGGAUUACAGGGCGGGCAAAUAUGAGCUACUCAUCAAUGGCGUUACCGUCCCGCUGAUGGCAUCCGAGACCGUCCAAGGCAAGGUCAACUUUCUUUCCAAAUGGGGAACCGGUCCUGCCAACGAAACUGGUGCGUACGAGCUCGAUCUGUCCAAGAUCGGCACCAACGCUGCCUUCCGUGAACUUCAUCUCAAGACUGAUGUGUUCUGUGCCGGUGGUGUGACCUUGCCCGACAAGGUAGGCCGCCAGCUGACUGUCGGAGGUUGGUCUGGAGACUCUACCUACGGCACUCGUCUGUACUGGCCUGGCCACGACUGGGAGGAGAACGUCAAUGAGUUGAGCUUGCAAGUCGGUCGUUGGUAUCCCAGCGCCAUGGUCAUGGCCAACGGCUCUAUCUUUGUGAUUGGAGGCGAGACCGGCUCGAACGCUGCCGCCGUCCCUUCCAUCGAGGUCUUGCCCUACACCGGAACCAAACCACUCUUCAUGGACUGGCUUGAACGCACCGAUCCCAACAACCUCUACCCCUUCGUCGCAGUCCUACCAAGCGGUGGCAUCUUUGUCCAAUACUGGAACGAAGCCAGAAUCCUAGACGAGAAGACCUUCGCCACCAUCAAAGAACUCCCCAUGGUCCCCGGCGCCGUCAACGACCCCCAAUCCGGGCGCACCUACCCCCUCGAAGGCGCCGCCGUCCUCCUCCCGCAGCGCUACCCCUACACCGAAAACCUCGGCGUCCUCAUCUGCGGCGGCUCCAACGUAGGCCCCGGCUACGCCCUCGACAACUGCGUGUCCACCCGUCCCGACGACGCCAACCCGAAAUGGGUCAUCGAGCGCAUGCCCUCCUUCCGCGUCAUGCCAUGCAUGGCCCCCCUGCCGGACGGGACUUACCUGAUCGCCAACGGCGCCCACCACGGCUUCGCAGGCUUCGGACUCGCCAACAACCCCAACCUGAACGCCUUACUCUACGACCCCACCAAGCCGGUAGGCUCCCGCAUCACAGUCAUGGCCAACACCACCAUCGCGCGCAUGUACCACUCCGAAGCCAUCACCCUCCUGGACGGGCGCGUCCUCAUCUCCGGCUCCGACCCCCAGGAUGCCGUCAACCCCGAAGAGUACCGCGUCGAAGUCUUCAUCCCUCCCUAUCUCCUCAACGGCAAACCCCGCCCCACCUUCACUUUGCAAAACCGCGACUGGGACUGGAACCAAAAGACCAUCCCCUUCACCCUCGGCUCUGCCGCCAAGAACGGAGCCAUCACCGUGACCCUUUUGGGUUCGGUAUCAAGCACCCACGGCAACUCAAUGGGCGCCAGGACCCUCAUGCCAAACAUGCAGUGCCAGGGCACAAGCUGCACGGUGGAUGCGCCGCCGAACGCGCAUAUUGCGCCGCCCGGGUGGUAUCAGUUCUUUGUGCUGGACGGAGGAGUUCCGGCUGUGGGGGUGUACGUGCGGAUUGGAGGGGAUCCGGCCGGACUGGGGAAUUGGCCUAAUGCUGAUGGGUUUUCGAAGCCGGGUGUUUAAGUUUUUUUCUUCUCAAGUUUCUUAGUGUAGCGUAGGAGAGGGAAGGAAGUUGGAAGG